Molecule: messenger RNA, 4054 nt
Organism: Python bivittatus (Burmese python)
Lineage: Eukaryota; Metazoa; Chordata; Lepidosauria; Squamata; Pythonidae
Source: RefSeq, a predicted model, not a curated record
CUGAUUUUUCCCCCCUUUUUCUCUAGCGGUUUGCACUGAUACUUACUGAAGCUGUUGCCUCCAUUAAUUUGCCAGCAGAAAUUAUUGACAUGCAAGAUUAUGAUCCAGAUGACUGUCUCAUAGAUGAGAUCAGCAGCCAGAAUAUCUGCGUGUUCUUAGUUGCCACUUACACUGAGGGCAAACCCACGGAGAAUGCUGCGUGGUUCUGCAAGUGGCUGGAAGAGGCAGCCAAUGACUUCAGAGUUGGCAAGGCAUAUCUGAAGGGCUUGCGAUACGCUGUCUUUGGUUUGGGAAAUUCAGUGUAUGCUGACCACUUCAACACUGUAAGCAGGAAUGUUGACAAGUGGCUGUGGAUGCUGGGUGCUCGACGCAUUCUAUCGUGUGCCCGAGGGGACAGCAAUGUGGUAAAGAGCCAGCAUGGAAGCAUUGAGGCUGAUUUUGAGGCUUGGAAGGCCAAGUUGCUCACGAGGCUUCAAGCUCUUCGCAAGGGGGAGCAGAAGGCCUGUAGUGGGAGAUGCAAGAAAGGGCGAUGUAGAUCCAAACCAAAAGUGAACCAAGAAGCAAAAGAGCAAGAGACCUCAAAGCAUGAGGAGAAAGAAGAAGAGGAUUUAUUUGAAACUACAAGUGAGGAGGAAUCUGAUACAGAGAAUGGCAGAGGUGCAGAUCAGGUUGUGGAUGUUGAAGAUCUGGGCAAGGUGAUGGGCCACAUGAAGAAAUCUCAGAGAGAGCAUCAACCUGACGGAGAGGUUCCCAGGGGGACUGGAACCCAACAUGGCAGAGGGGAGGAUGAGAGGAGAGAGAUGAUCACCCCAGCUCUUCGUGAUGCACUCACAAAGCAAGGUUAUAGAUUAAUUGGGAGCCAUUCUGGAGUGAAACUUUGCCGUUGGACAAAGUCGAUGCUUCGUGGCAGAGGAGGCUGUUACAAGCAUACCUUUUAUGGCAUCGAAAGCCACCGCUGUAUGGAGACAACACCCAGCUUGGCUUGUGCUAAUAAAUGUGUCUUCUGUUGGAGACACCACACAAAUCCUGUAGGCACAGAGUGGCGAUGGAAGAUGGACCAGCCAGAGAUGAUCUUGCAGGAAGCUAUUGAGAACCAUCAGAACUUGAUCAAGCAAUUUAAAGGGGUCCCUGGAGUGAGAGAUGAUCGCUUCAAAGAAGGGAUGGAGGCCAAGCAUUGUGCACUGUCCCUUGUGGGGGAGCCAAUCAUGUACCCCCAAAUCAACCAGUUCCUAAAGCUGCUGCAUCAUCACAACAUUUCAAGCUUCUUGGUUACCAAUGCGCAGUUUCCAGAGGAAAUUAGGAAUCUCCAGCCUGUCACUCAGCUCUAUGUCAGUGUGGAUGCCAGCACCAAAGACAGUCUGAAGAAGAUCGAUCGACCUCUCUUUAAAGACUUUUGGCAGCGGUUCCUAGAUAGCUUGCAAGCCUUAGCUGAAAAGCAACAGCGCACUGUAUACAGGUUGACACUGGUGAAAGCGUGGAACGUGGAUGAGCUGAAAGCUUAUUCAGACUUGGUGUCUCUUGGCAAGCCAGAUUUCAUAGAAGUUAAGGGUGUGACAUACUGUGGGGAAAGUUCAGCCAGUAGCCUUACAAUGGCCAACGUCCCUUGGCAUGAAGAAGUGAAGCGUUUUGUGCAAGAGCUGGUUGACCUCCUUCCAGACUAUGAAAUUGCCAGCGAACACGAGCACUCCAACUGUCUCCUGAUUGCCCACAAGAAGUUCAAGAUUGAGGGGAAAUGGCACACCUGGAUUGACUAUGAUCGCUUUCAAGAAUUGGUCCAUGAAUAUGAACAGAGUGGAGGAGUCAAAACAUUCACUUCUGCUGAUUACGUAGCACUAACUCCUCCUUGGGCAGUGUUUGGAGCUAAGGAAAGAGGCUUUGAUCCAAUGGACACAAGAUUUCAACGAAAAAACAAAAUAAAGGACAUCUCAGGAUGCUGACAGCUUUAAAAUUGGACCAUUUUUAAAGCUAGAGCUUAGAGAGAAUGUUUGGUAUGUACAUCGUCAGAAAUCUUUGCAUAAAACUUGAGACUCCAUUUGUCCUGGGGCUAUCCAAAGUGUUUUUUCUUUUGUUUGCCAAAAAGAAAAUGGUAAGUAAUAUGCUUUUUGAAAAGGCAGGUAGAUGCUGUUAAUUUAUCAUUCUCAUCUCUCUCAGGGAGUGUGAGGUAAUUUCACUUUCCACCCAUAUGUGUCCUUCAUAUUGUUCCACUUCUCAUACUCUCAUUCUGAUCCCAGCUCCACACUUUCUGUAGUCCCCUCAGCAUCUGUGUGGGUAUGGCCCACAUUUUGUAGCCUAUUUUUGGUGGGUGAGGGACAGCUAACACCUCCCCUAAAAAUAAAUAGCCAAAAUGUUUUCCCCAACGUUCAUGUGGCAUGAUCAGCUGUACCCCCUGCAGCCCUUCAAGGCCCACCCAAAUAAAAAAAAUGCAUCCUGUUUUCCUAAUUGAAGCUUUUCUUGAGAUCAGCAAUCUAUCUGGGAUGGCCUAAGCCAUGUCUGUGGACUCCAGAAAUAAAACAAUUUUUUAAAUUUUAUUCAGUGAAAGUACCUGAAAAGGUUGUUAAGUCGUGCAAAACUGGAAUGGGGGUUCCCUGUUUCUCUGAAUAUCUGUGGCAACAAUCCUGUGCUGCCUGGCCAUCUAGAAAUGUUUGAAAAGAUUUGCAGCAACUGUGGCCCAAUGGUGUGGGCAAGCCUAUAUAGGUUGUUCAUUCUGGCAGAGAUUUAACUACAGUAAAUUAAAAACAAAAAGCAUCCUAUCUCUUGGUGUGUGGAUAUUUUUUAUCCUAUUUGUGAAUAGGAUAAAUAGAAUCACUCUAGGAUUGAGGCCUGUAUCUAUAUUUUUUUCAGUGUUUCUCAUGGAUCCAUCAAUGUGGUGUUAACUUCUGGAUUGCUUUGUUAAAAUUAUUUGCAUUUUCAAAUGCAAUUAACAUUAUCUUCCUUAAUAAUUUCUGCCCUAAUUAGCAUUUCUUAGAUUUGUACAUACCUUUUCAAUGUCUUCUUUAAAAAAGAGAGUUCUUAAAAUUUGGAAAGCAAGCAAAAUAAAAAGAAAAACUGAAUUUCAUACCUACCUUUGUGACUCUCAAGUAAAAUGCUAAUCCGUUACUUUUUUUUUUUUGGUAUUAUUUAUUGAUAGAAUGGUGGCAGCACAUACAAUAAUUUACAGAUUGAUAUGGGUUCUGCCUGAAGGUACAUACUGUCUACCUUUCUAUGAUGGUAUAAGGCAGUCUUUCUCAACCUUAGCAACUUUAAGUUAUGUGGACUUCAGCUCCCAGAAUUCUGGGAAUUGAAGGCCACACAUCUUAAAGUCGCCAAGGUUGAGAAAGACUGCCUUAUACCAUCAGUCCAGAUUUAAUGACAACACCAUGCUAAGUCUGCUCACAAGUGAGCCUUUGACCCCAGUUAAUUUUGAUGGUCCUAAUGUCAUCUGGCAAUCCAGCGUAUUCAUCCUCCAGUAAUUGCCUCCCUUACAACAGCUGGCCAGUGGUGCUUUCCCACAAAGAAGGCAAUAGCUCCUGAACAACUUUAGCAACUCUUUUACAUUAUGCUUUUUUCUUAUCUACUAUUUGUGAUUCAGCCCAGUUUCAACUCAGUUGUGAUAAAAAAUUCUCAUAAAGUGUUUAUUUGGUAGUUAUUGUAAGAGUCACAGAUGGCAUCCUAUUUUUGCCUACCUAAUUCCUUAUGCAGCUAGUAUCACAUUUAUUCAAGAUUUAAAGUAUGCCAGAGCACAGUUCAGGAUCUUAGUAUUUAGAAGACAUACACUUUUUGCAAUAAAGUUUCUUUACUAUAGUCAAACAAGAGUGGGUUGGUGCUAUCCUUUCUCUGUUAUAUGUCUUUUAAUAUCCCCGUGACAAGAAAUAUUGUCUGGACUUCCUAUUUAAAUUAAACAUUGCUGAAGUCUCAUUGGCCUGUUUUUCAUUAAAAAGAUUGCCGCCUCUAAGAGAUGCCUCAUUAGGGGGCCUUUACUGCCUUAGGGCCUACUAUAUGUCAUAUCAUCCAGCAAGGAAAAAAGCUCAAGGACAGUGUUGGCUUAACAUGCUAAAUCAGUGUUUCUCAACCUUGG